This is a messenger RNA of Sebastes umbrosus (honeycomb rockfish), 2681 nucleotides long. It is a transcript of the gene cacng3b, whose product is annotated as calcium channel, voltage-dependent, gamma subunit 3b. Gene Ontology annotation, cellular component: AMPA glutamate receptor complex; postsynaptic density membrane. The transcript has 4 exons. Lineage: Eukaryota; Metazoa; Chordata; Actinopteri; Perciformes; Sebastidae. The record is from RefSeq and is a predicted model, not a curated record. Gene Ontology annotation, biological process: regulation of AMPA receptor activity; postsynaptic neurotransmitter receptor diffusion trapping; transmission of nerve impulse. Bases 1281 to 2231 code for a protein of 316 amino acids. Gene Ontology annotation, molecular function: channel regulator activity; voltage-gated calcium channel activity.
GGAGGAGGAGGAGGAGGAGGCGACGGCUGUCAUUUUUUUUUUCAUUUGUACCAACUGGGCACGUUUCUCCGGAGCAAACCGAGGCGAGGUGUAGCUGACUGUCCUCCAGGCUCCAGCACGCGGACGGUCGGUCGGUCGGAGCCGGCUGUGGGUGAACUUCAGCGGCCACAGAGAGAGAGAGAGAAGACGGCUGUUUUGUAGAAGAUUAAUCACGUCUAGGUGUCUUUUUUUGUGUGCAUAUUUAACUUAAAGGUCUCCACUGCAGAUAAUGUAUGAAAAAAGCUGAAUUUAUUGCGUGUUUCUAGCUCGGACAUCGAAGGAGGAGGAGGAAGGAAAAAAAAAAACAUGUCAGUGAGUCAACAGCUGGAGAGGAAAACACACGACGGAUCUUCUCUCUUCAUAGCUGACGUAUGGGCUUUAUUCAGCAGUCCAUUCAGUCAGUAACUCAGCAGGAAACACACAAUAAACCUCAUCUGUUUUUUGCUGUGAGAGAGCUUGUCGAAAGGAGAGGAGGAGGAGGAGGAGGAGGAGAAGGAGGAGGACAUCCUUCAUCCUUCACCGGUCAUCCAGCGGUGAGUGAGCCGCCUCAACGAUGCUGCUUUAGGGGUAUAGAAACACAUUAGAGACCCUCUUUUCCUUUUUGACGGGUUCACAGAAAACAAACUCCCUUUUUUUUGUGUUUUUUUUUAAAGAUGGAGUCCUCCCACCACCACGCAGGCUGUUAAUGGUUAACAGAUUAAUAAUAAGGGAGCAGAAGAAGUUGAGAAGGAAGGAGGAGGAAGAGGAGAGAUAAAAGAAGAAGAAGAAGAAGAAGAGGAGGUGGAUAAGGUGGAAGGAUGGAUAACUCCUCCGCUCUGACUGACUGACUGACUGAGUGAGGCCAGCAGCGUCGGGCAGUCGGGGACAACCGGUGGUCGUUAAAAACCUCCGGUGUGCGCGUGUGUGUGUGUGUAUGUGAGGGUGGUGGUGGUAAAAACCGGUUUUUGAUGCGCGAGAAAGUGACGUGCCGCCCUCCCACCUUCCCGCCCUUUGCCACGAGCCUCUAUGUCAACUCAACAUCUGGACGAGGCGGCCAAGUUCAUUUGUCGCUUAUAAUAAAACAAAAAAAAAUCACCUCCUUUUAUCUUUAUUUUUCAUUUUUUUUAAUUUUUUUUUUUUUGAGAGUGUUGAAUUGAACCCCUCACUCUGACUCUCUCCAAAUCUCGCGGGAUAUAAAAAAAGGAGGAGAGGAGGAGAAGAGAAAAAAAAACAGAGAUUAAGACGAACAAGGAGCCGCCUAUAUGAAGAUGCUGAUGUGUGACCGCGGCGUCCAGAUGCUCGUGACGACGGUGGGCGCGUUCGCCGCCUUCAGCCUCAUGACCAUCGCCGUCGGUACCGACUACUGGCUGUACUCGCGCGGGGUCUGCCGCACGAAGAACAGCGGCGACAACGACACGAGCCGCAAGAACGAGGAGGUGAUGACGCACUCCGGCCUCUGGCGAACCUGCUGUCUGGAAGGAACAUUCAGAGGUGUGUGUAAGAAGAUUGAUCACUUCCCAGAGGACGCCGACUACGAAGCAGACGCUGCUGAAUACCUCCUCCGUGCUGUGCGUGCCUCCAGUAUCUUCCCCAUCAUGAGCGUCGGUCUGCUGUUCCUGGGGGGGCUCUGUGUGGCCGCCAGUGAGUUUUACCGGAGCCGACACAAUGUCAUCCUCAGUGCAGGAAUCUUCUUCGUCUCUGCAGGUCUCAGUAACAUCAUAGGAAUUAUUGUCUAUAUCUCAGCCAACUCGGGCGACCCGGGCCAGAGUGACAGCAAAAAGUCCUACUCCUACGGCUGGUCCUUCUACUUCGGCGCCCUUUCCUUCAUCAUGGCAGAAAUGGUGGGUGUGUUAGCCGUGCACAUGUUCAUCGAGAAGCACCGCAAGCUACGGGCCAAGUCCCGCACCGAGCUCAUCAAAAAGUCCGCCUUCAGCCGCAUCCCCUCCUAUCGCUACCGUUUCCGGCGUCGCUCCAGCGUGCGUUCUUCCGAGGCCCCGAGCCGCGACACAUCACCGCUGGGGAAGGGCGGCUACACGGGGCCCGCCGCCUCCGAGAUGCCCAUGUACACGCUGUACCCGCGUGAGGCGGGAAACUCCGGCACCAAACCUGGCGGUGGCAUGGGCGGGCUGCUCAACUCGGAGAGGGAGUUCCUCCAGAGCAGCACGCUCACUAAAGACAGCAAGGACCCCAACCGCAGGACCACGCCCGUCUGAGAGGUGCUGGCUGCAGAUAUAUCGCCCAAUCAGAGUAUCAAAGAGGAGGAGGAUGAGAAAUACAGGGGGAGUGCGAGCUAAAGCAGGGGACACACAGGGUUACGGGGGUGGGAGCUGGGUUUGAUAAACUUUGACUGUGAACUGUGAACUUUUAGCCUUUGAACUGUGAAUCCUGAGCCCUGUGAGAGUUUCAGUGUGUGUAGCAGGGUCGGUUUUGAUGGAGAAGUUGUUCCCAACUCCACUUUACCACAUAUCACUGUAGUUAUACCUGUAACUCCUUACAUUAUGAAGGCACAUUCAAUUUAUGUUCAUGAGUGUUAUGUUCAUAAAUUGGCUUUUUUCGAAGGGGGAAACGGUAUUGACCAAAAGCAUAUCGUAAGUGGUUUGCUGUUUGGGGCAACUUCUCCUUAAAAAAAAUGAAAAUAAUGUGAACUAAAGGAGAAGAGGAAA